This is a messenger RNA of Arabidopsis arenosa, 1628 nucleotides long. The record is from the annotation of a GenBank genome assembly. NCBI's taxonomy places the organism in Eukaryota, Viridiplantae, Streptophyta, Magnoliopsida, Brassicales, Brassicaceae.
ACUUCUUGGAACGAAAGAUAUUCAGAGAGAAGAAGAAGAAGAAGAAGAAUCUUGAAGUUCUUGAAUCUAAAACAACUCGGUGACUCUGUUUCCCAUUUCCGGAGAUCAGAUCGGAUCGGCCUUUUCAAAAUUUUAAUAUCAAGAUGCAGACAACCAACGGCGCAGAUUCAACGUUGGCAACUUCCGGAGCCACGCCGCCGAAUCAACAAACCCCUCCUCCACCUCACCAGUGGCAGCAACAACAACAACCGCAGCAGUGGAUGGCUGCGGCUGCAGCCAUGCAAUAUCCAGCGGCGGCGAUGAUGAUGAUGCAGCAGCAACAGAUGAUGAUGUAUCCUCACCAAUACGUUCCGUAUAAUCAAGGUCCUUAUCAGCAUCAUCAUCCUCAGCUUCACCAAUACGGGUCUUAUCAACAGCAUCAGCAACAACACAAGCCUCUUGACCGUGGAUCUGGAGAUGAUGUCAAGACUCUUUGGGUUGGUGAUCUUCUUCAUUGGAUGGACGAGACUUAUCUCCAUUCUUGCUUCUCUCACACCGGCGAGGUUUCUUCUGUGAAAGUUAUACGUAACAAGCUCACUUCUCAAUCAGAAGGGUAUGGGUUUAUUGAGUUUCCUUCACGUGCUGCAGCUGAAGAAGUUCUUCAGAACUAUAGUGGUUCGGUGAUGCCAAACUCAGACCAGCCCUUCCGGCUAAACUGGGCAUCUUUUAGUACUGGUGAAAAAAGAGCAGUGGAAAAUGGUCCAGAUCUAUCCAUAUUUGUUGGAGAUUUGUCUCCAGAUGUCACUGAUGCUUUAUUGCAUGAGACCUUUUUUGAUAGGUAUCCUUCUGUCAAAAGCGCCAAAGUUGUGAUUGAUUCCAACACCGGCCGGUCCAAAGGUUACGGUUUUGUGAGGUUUGGUGAUGAAAAUGAGAGAUCAAGGGCUUUGACAGAAAUGAAUGGAGCUUACUGUUCGAACAGGCAAAUGCGUGUAGGUGUUGCAACUCCCAAAAGAGCGAUUGCUAAUCAGCAGCAACAUUCUUCACAAGCUUUGAUACUGGCUGGUGGACAUGGAGCAAAUGGUUUCAUGGCACAUGGCUCGCAGUCUGAUGGCGAAUCAACUAACGCAACAAUAUUCGUUGGUGGCAUUGAUGCUGAUGUUACUGAUGAAGACCUCAGACAACCUUUUUCCCAAUUUGGAGAGGUUGUUUCAGUGAAGAUCCCAGUAGGCAAAGGAUGUGGAUUUGUCCAAUUUGCUGACAGGAAGAGUGCUGAAGAUGCUAUCGAGACUUUGAAUGGGACAGUCAUCGGCAAGAACACUGUCAGACUCUCUUGGGGACGAAGCCCGAACAAACAGUGGAGAGGAGACUCGGGACAGCAGUGGAAUGGAGGAUACUCACGAGGACAAGGUUACAACAAUGGAGGAGGAUAUGCUAACCACCACGACUCCAACAACUAUCAUGGGGAGAAUUGAAGAGACUCAUCAAGUGAUCAUCAUCACCAUGGUUUCACACAUCAAAUCUAAAACCUGUAGUCGAAAGGAGAAUUUUGUUAGAUGGAUUUGAUUUUGAUAGACUUGUUGUUUGGAGAGUUUGGAGAAGAUUCAAAAAUUUUGGUUACUGUCUCAGACUAAUAUAAUGGUUGUGACUUG